Messenger RNA from Zeugodacus cucurbitae (melon fly), 589 nucleotides. It is a transcript of the gene ATPsyndelta, whose product is annotated as ATP synthase subunit delta, mitochondrial. Gene Ontology annotation, molecular function: proton-transporting ATP synthase activity, rotational mechanism. The record is from RefSeq and is a predicted model, not a curated record. Lineage: Eukaryota; Metazoa; Arthropoda; Insecta; Diptera; Tephritidae. The transcript has 3 exons. Gene Ontology annotation, biological process: proton motive force-driven ATP synthesis. Bases 1 to 474 code for a protein of 157 amino acids.
AUGUCGUUUGUUCGGAAUACUCGCAGUUUAAUGGGUCGGAGCAUCCAUAUGAUGCAAAAGCGUGGAUUCGCCGAUGAAAUGAAGCUUACGUUCGCAGCUGCUAAUCAAACAUUUUAUGAUCAAUCAGAGGUUCGCCAGAUUGAUGUUCCUUCAUUUAGCGGAAGUUUUGGCAUUCUUGCAAAACACGUACCCACUUUAGCCGUUUUAAAGCCUGGUGUAGUGCAGGUCAUUGAAAACGAUGGAAAAACUUCGAAAUAUUUUGUAUCUAGCGGCUCAAUAACGGUUAAUGAAGAUUCAUCUGUUCAAGUUUUGGCUGAAGAAGCACACAAGGUGGAGGAUAUUGACGUUUCUGAAGCGAAACAGCUUUUAUCACAAUAUCAAUCACAAUUAAAUUCUGCUUCCAGUGAAUUAGCUAAAGCGGAAGCAGCCAUAGCUGUUGAAUGUGCAGAGGCUCUUGUACGUGCUGCAGAAUAAGGAGUUUCCUGCAUCGUUAAGGGCAUACAAUAUGGUACAUUAAAUUAAUAUCUGUUUGAAUGUUCAAACUGAAAGUCAUGCUAAAAGUUUGAAUAAACUAUAAAAAUGUCGACGA